Messenger RNA from Carya illinoinensis, 968 nucleotides. RefSeq lists its product as uncharacterized. The transcript is spliced from 5 exons. Bases 367 to 786 code for a protein of 139 amino acids. The record is from RefSeq and is a predicted model, not a curated record. NCBI's taxonomy places the organism in Eukaryota, Viridiplantae, Streptophyta, Magnoliopsida, Fagales, Juglandaceae.
AAAGAAAAUUUGCCUUCUCGGUGGCCUCCUUAUGUGGAAGUAGCGCCACCCUUUGUUAACCUAGAAGUAAAGUACACCCAAACGGACGUGUUCCAGCACCGCCAAACGGCUCAAACUGCUCACAGUCAGGGACUCAGAGUCGCUCACACUGGUCCGGUGCUCCCUCAGAAUCCCUACAUGGCAAUUUUCCAUUCAAAUCUUGAAGAGACGAAAAUUUACUUGCUAACUUUGAGCUAAGCGGCACCUGACCCAGUCUUUUCCUGCAUUUUCUUGGCGUCCAAACGGGGUACAAGUUUCACACUUCAACAGCUGCAUGUAAUUCUGGGAAAAUGAAAAGUUGAAGGAAGAUUGUUUUCGAAUUAUAAUAUGGAUAAGCUAUUAGAGUUUGGAAGAAAAGCGCUAUUCUAUGCGAGGGUUCUUUCCGGAUAUGAAGAGCGGAGAAUCCGAGCAUUCAGGUUGCAGCUUGAGAAGCGUAUGCAGCAGGCACAAGAAAGGAAGGCAUCCUUAAGAAGGAUUCCAGAGCAGGCUAUUUUAGCAGAGGUUCGACGUAUGGUUCAGGAGAUGCAAACUUUAAACAAGAAGCUUGAAGAGACCGAAGCGGCUAUUGAAGAGUACUUCAAGCCAAUUGACAAAGAAGCUGAGAUCCUUAUGAAAAUGAAACUUGAAGGAGAGGAGAAGACAUUGAAGGAGAUGAUGAAAACCAUGCAUCAACAGGCUUCACUCGAAAAGGGUGAAGCAGAAAAAAACUCGACUAUACAUCAGGCUGAUAUUAAACAGCACAACUAGGACCAAGCAUCCACCAAAACUCCUCACCAAACUCAAAUGAGAUGAUUCUGUGUAACAAUGAAAAUAUGGAUUGACAUGUUUUUGUAAUAAUGUGUUUCGUUUUUUGCUCUCUUUAGGUGUGUUACUGGUAUUUGAUAAUCUGUAUCCACCCCAACGGUUUAAAUCAGUAUUUUUGGAUGUCA